This is a messenger RNA of Rasamsonia emersonii CBS 393.64, 1260 nucleotides long. RefSeq lists its product as uncharacterized. Lineage: Eukaryota; Fungi; Ascomycota; Eurotiomycetes; Eurotiales; Trichocomaceae. The transcript is spliced from 3 exons. Bases 1 to 1260 code for a protein of 419 amino acids. Gene Ontology annotation, molecular function: zinc ion binding; DNA binding. Gene Ontology annotation, biological process: DNA-templated transcription. The record is from RefSeq and is a predicted model, not a curated record.
AUGUCAACUUCAUCGACGUCCAGCAUCUUCGACCGCAUGAUCGCCAACCGCGAGUUUGAUGCCUGCGAGCUGUCAGCCUCGGAAUAUAUCACCCGCCACGUCGCGGGUGAUCGGUCCUUUGUCGCCAUCCCCGUCUUUGCGUCGCGCGCGUUCCGACACAGCUUUAUCUGCGCCAACAGCAACAAGAUCAAGGAACCGAAAGACCUCAAUGGCAAGCGCAUCGGCGUGCAGCUGUACACCCAUGACGGCGGCCGUCUGGAUCCGCGGCGUGCUGCAGCACGAGUACGGCGUCGAUCUGUCGACGAUCGAAUGGGUGGAGGGCAAGAUGGAGGGACCGGGAUCGCACGGCAAGCCGUCGGCGCUGCCUCUUUUCUUUUCUCUGUCUUUCUCUUUUCUCCUUCCAUCUUAGGGAGUUUCAAGUAUCAAGCCAGGAACCUUCUUCCGCACAAUGUCUCCCAAACGUGCCUGCGACUGCUGCAACAUCCGCAAAGUCCGCUGCAAUGGCGUGCAGGUGCCACCGCUGCAUCGCCAACGGCCUCGGACACCUAUCUGCGCCAGCGCCGCAAGAGCGGGCCUCGCAGUCUGCGCCAGUCCUCCAUGCAGAAGAUCUGGAAGGAGCAGAUGUCUGCCGUCGAACAGCUUCAGCAGCCCAACGACCUGGCCAGAAGAAGCCCCGCUGGCCUCGCCGCCCGCACCCCCGUCCACCCGACGCAUCUCUCUCACCGUCCUGCGCAUCGUCCUCGCCCUCUACAAGGAAAAACUACCGUCACGCACGACUCGCUGCCCGAGCCCAUGACCGCGCACUCGUUCGCCCAGGAGGCGCGACGCGUGCGGACGACAUUCGAUUACAUGGAGCCCGUCUCCCUUAACACGGUCUUGACGUCGUACUUCCUGCACUUCUACUACGCCAAGCAGCCCUCGCGCGCGCAGACGGCCGCCUUCUACAUCCGCGAGGCCAUCUCCUUUGCGCAGCUGCUGGGCAUGCACACGGAGGAGGCAUACUUCCAGCAUUCGGUAAGGGAUCAGAAGAUCAUGCGCAAGCUGUAUUUCCUGCUGUUCAUGACGGAGCGCUACCUGUACAUCCAGUACGGGCUGCCCACGGUGCUUGAACCUAUUACCCUGCCGACGAUGGACCACGAAGACCUGCCCGACGUGGUGUCAGGGUUUUUCCGAUCACCAUUGAUAAUCCAAACGGCCCUAUCAGAGAUCCUGUCUCACCCAGGCUGGGCCCUCCAUCAUACCAGCCCCACCUGCCAGUAA